Molecule: messenger RNA, 5209 nt
Organism: Procambarus clarkii (red swamp crayfish)
Lineage: Eukaryota; Metazoa; Arthropoda; Malacostraca; Decapoda; Cambaridae
Source: RefSeq, a predicted model, not a curated record
AUCACGUGGCUGGGCCUGAGAGCGACUACCCAUGGCCUCUGACGGAGGACGAGCCCAGGUCACCCGCCCUGGAGGACGACCUACAAGGAGCAUCAGCCCGGCCUGGCCACCCACUCACCCACCAAUUGGCCGAGAAGGUGUGGUCGAGGCUGGCCGCCCUGGCCCAAUCGGCCCACCUGCCACAGCCCCGGCUCGGCCUGGCCCAGCCCCUCGACCCCUUGCACUCAGCCUCUACCCUCAAGUAUCUACACGAGGGCGACCUGUUGAGGCUGAGGCUCCUCUUGGAUGAGGUCACCCUCGAGGGCCUCAACUCCCUCUCAGUACAGGAGGUAAGUUUUAAAGGAGCGGACUCAGAGGAGGACGAGUUCCCACCUGCGUUCCGGCGCCACACACCAGGUCAGGUCAGGGACUGGUUAAAAGAUGACCUCGUCAUGCACCACAAGGCCUUCCCCAGUGACUGGAACAUCGAACAGGCCGAAGAGUCACCCACGAUGUCGUCUACUGGAGUUGAAGAACAGCGCGAGGUCAAACGAGGUCGGGGGAGCAAGAAGAGGCCUCGCGGGCAGAAGAAGAGGCCUCGACCCCCGGCCACGGCGGAGGGGGUGGUCAGGGUGGCGUUCACGCAGGUGAGAGUGAGGGCCAAGUACCAGGUGAGGGGCAGCGCCGGGGGGUUCCUCACCUUCAGGGAGAAUGGAGACUUGGACCUCACCGCCCCGACCAUCUUCCUCACCACCCGCCUCAACCUCACACUCCCUCACCCGCCCUCACACCGACGCAGGACACAAAGACACGCCAGGGUGAAGGUGCUGUGGUUAAGGUCAGAUGUGACCAUCUCCACCACCACCCUACUGCUCCAGCCCGAGGCCUACCCUCCAGAGUGGGUCAGGCAACAGGUCCAGACUAAGCUGGAGGAGCUGUCGAGCGACCUGAGCCACGGUCACGGUGCUGUUCGAUUACUGCUGCGGCGCUGGGGCAAGUUGCUCAAGAAGCUCAUUCAACGUACGGCUCGAGCAAUCACCAAGUGAACCCCUUGCGGCGUCGUCGUCUCUUGCCCCCUGGUGUAUGCCUGGGUAAUAUCUCCACAUGUACUACGUCGUCUCACUGGGAAACGUUGUACAGCACCUUGUGUAGCCUCCAGUUGAAAGUUAUUUCUAGUGUGUACGUCGUAUCACAGGUGUGUGUUGUGCUACUGGUGUACAUACUAUAGGUUUAUAUCGUGAUACACGUGUACAUCGUGCAACAGGUGUACAUCAUGUUAAAGGGUUGUCACCUAUACAUGUGCGUUCCAUCAUUGAGUAAGUUGCCAACUUCCCGUGAGCGUCUCUGAAGCAGUGAGCUCUCCACCUUUGCAAAUUGAAACUGAAAUUAGUUUAUUGAGGUAAAAUUCACACAAAGGGAUGAGGUAGCUCAAGCUAUUCUCACCCCGUUCAGUACAUCGUGUUAAUACAUACAUAUACACACAUCACAAACAAUCUUUGCAAUGUACAGUGAACACAUUCAACGUACUAAAUAUAGUUUAUACAUUCACGAGUGGGAAAAGGCCUGUAAAUAAAAUAAUUACAAAAUAAAUGACUCAACUGAUCAGUAAGAUGCAAGAAAUACUGGUGAGAACACUUAGUGGGACUGUAAGAUGUUUACACGAAGGUGAAUAUAUACUGAUAGAGAGAAAGCUUGAUUGGUUUAACUUAAUUGUUAUAAUUAUGUUUCUGCAUAGGUGGUGUCGCCUAUAAUCAAAUCCUAUACGGAUCUUCAGGCUAAGUAGAAACAAAAAUAUUUGUGUAAAUGAGUUUUCUGUUGACUUAUUGAAGUAACAGAGUACCGUAUAUUACUAAUAAUAAAGUUUGACUAAAGGCAAUAAUAAAAAGAAACACUGCAAACAAUGCUGGCAUUGAAAGUGUAUGUAAAUGAAUACAAGAUUAACAGUAAAGUCAGAGUGAAUGGUACCAAUUGUGUAUGUGUGUAGAGGAUUACUCUGUAGUCAGUAGUGUGAGGAGGAUUACUCAGUAAAAUGAGGAGGCGUACUAUGUAGUCAGUAAAUUGAGGAGUAUUACUCUGUACUCAGUAAAAUGAGGAUUGCUCUAUAGUCAUUAAUGUUAGGAGGAUCACUGUAGUCAGUUAUGUGAUGAGGAUUAUUCUGUAGUCAAUACUGUGAGAAUUAUUAUUUUAUAGUCAAUCAUGUGUGGGCGAAGAUUCCUCUGUAGUCAUUAACGUUUGAGGAGGAUUAUUCUGUUGUCCGAAAUGUGAGAUUUAUUUUGUAGUCAAGUUAUGUGAGGAGGAUUACUUUGUAGUCAGUAAUAUGUGAGGAGGAUUACUCUGUAGUCAGUAAUAUGUAAAGAGGAUUACUCUGUAGUCAGUAGUAUGUGAGGAGGAUUACUUUGUAGUCAGUAAUAUGUGAGGAGGAUUACUCUGUACUCAGUAAUAUGUGAGGACUACUCUGUAGUCAGUAAUGUGAGGAGGAUUACUCAGUAAUCAGUAAUGUGAGGAGGAUUACUCUGUAGUCAGUAAUAUGUGAGGAGGAUUACUCUGUAGUCAGUAAUAUGUAAGGAGAAUUACUCAGUAGUCAGUAAUAUGUGAGGAUUAUUACUCUGUAGUCAGUAAUAUAUGAGGAAAAUUACUCUCUAGUCAGUAAUAUAUGAGGAGGAUUACUCUGUAGUCAGUAAUAUAUGAGGAGAAUUACUCUCUAGUCAGUAAUAUGUGAGGAGGAUUACUCUGUAGUCAGUAAUAUGUGAGGAGGAUUACUCAGUAGUCAGUAAUAUGAGGAGGAUUACUCAGUAGUCAGUAAUAUGUGAGGAGGAUUACUCUGUAGUCAGCAAUAUGUAAGGAGGAUUAUUCUGUAGUCAGUAAUAUGUGAGGAUUACUCAGUAGUCAGUAAUGUGAGGAGGAUUACUCUGUAGUCAGUAAUCUCUCUAAAGCAAACACAUGCGGGGCAAUAGCUAACUGGCAGGUUCCAGUGCCAGAUCUCGCACCAUUCACUCAUCAUAUUUCCACAAAAUAUGCCACAAUGUAUCUAACUUAUUUAGCACUAAAUGAUCAUGGACAUGUUGGGAUUCAUGUAAUAUGCACUUAUGGGCCUAAAUAAUACAAUUUUGUAAAUGUUUCCAAAGAAAAAUAGAUAUCUAGUAGGCCCUUUAUGUUUACAGUAAUGCAGAGGUGUCUGGCAUUUCUGUCAGACACAAAUAUACCGAUGUAUAUUGUUGAUGCAAUAUACCGAUGUAAAUAUCUUCCUACAUAAUUUGUGCUUUUCCUUCAAUAUCCUUUGUACAAGACUAUGGACAAAGUAUCAUGUUUCACACAAUGAUAAUAUAACAUUAUUCAUGGUGGUAAUAAUCCAUAAAAAUCAUCUACCAUUUUACAGGACAUACAUAACCUUAAAACUCCCAAAGAUGUCUAAUGACCUUUUGAGAUAAGAAAAUUUGUUUAGCUUAAAACAAGAGAGCCAUGUGAUGUUCCUCAUAUUUUAAAUAUGCUUCAUCUUCAGUUAACAGUGUUAUCAAUGUAUAAAGCAUUGACUUACCCUAUUAGUUUUCCCUGGAACACAACUUGCUAAUCGGUUUACAAACAGUUCUUCAAUUAUUGAAGGAUGAACAGUGGUGAACAGUUAAGAAUUGGAGCCUCGUAUGUUUCUCCCUUUUACUGUAGCAUAUGAUGAUGUACAAUUUCAAAUCCGAUGUGAAACAUUGCCUACAAUCUAAAUAAUGAGUAACAAUGACGUGUGCUAUUUACACGUGCACAUUCACAUUUCUCGUGUACAAAUGGAGAUGGCUUCAUUUGACAAUUAAAGCAGGUAGAAUUAUUCAACAAAAUAUUACUUAAAAUAUUUCAGUCCUUAGCUAAGUCAUCCAAGUUGUGAAGAGGUUCAGCGAUGAAAAUGUUAAAUUAUAUUUCUAAUACUGUAUACUAACAAAAUGAAAUCAAGACAAUUUGUAGCACAGUGCUUAGAGCAGUGACUCACAGCUAAUGUCAAUCAGAGUUCUAUUCUUCAAUAAGGCUAGCUAUUUGGAUACAUAAAUUCGUACUCAAAAGUCAGGCGACUUGUGUGUUGCAGCAAGGGUAUGAUUAAUCAUCGGUUAGGGCAACAUCGAAAAGCUUAAUAGGCAUCCUGUCCCCAAUAUAAGACCAUAUAGAGGUGCUAUUUGCCAUAAUAUUGUCACAUGAUAUAGGAACCUUUAACAUAAUUGCAUAAUUCCUAGUUUCUCUGAGAAUCCUUACAUAGCACACCCAUGUUGCAAUGCUAUUCAACUCAAGGGUGUGCACUGUAAGGUAUUUUGUUAUUUAUACCAGAGUACAAUUAGGUUAGGGUCCAGUCACUAGCAAAACUAAACAAUUUGGUAAUGUGAUAUAAAAAUUCUGAAUUAUCCUAUGUUAACUUUAUUCUUCAGACACUCACUUAUAAUAAUAAUGAAAUUAUGAAAUGAAAGUUAAUAAUGAAACGUGGUACUUUUCACACCACCAAGGAAGUUCUUGUUUGUUUUGACAUGCUCAUUUUUAUAUUGUAUAUAAUAUUCAUUACUCAAGAACAAUGCUGAUUAGCAAAUUGUAAAGAAAUUGUAUUACUGGACACCAAUUUUAGUACAUUAAUGUUUCAGCUGGUAUACCUGUGUACAGUAUGUAUUGUCAUAUUUACCGUCGAGAGAAAGUUAACAAUUAAGUCAAGCCUUCAUGUAAAUACGAAAUCUAUGUAUUUGUGUCCUAUUUUCAGGGUACAACUGUACAGUGCAGUACUGUAUAGGCUUUUUCAAGCAAUUACAGUAUGUACGUCUUUUGUUAAAUGUAUUUAAUGCAGUACGUAUUAACAUGCAGCUGUAGAUUUCUGCUUUAUAUAAAUUUCUUUAUUAUUGAUAUUGUGCGUCACUCGUCAUAUUACACAUCUAAUGUAAUAAAUUAAAUUCCAAUCUGUGUACAUACUAUAUGUGUAUUCUAGUCUGUAUGUAUGAUGCAUCAUUUCCAAACAUGUUAUGCAUACCUUAAAUAUUCCUUGUGUACUUGUAUUUAAGUGUUGUGUGUACAUCUGAAUUAUUAAGACAUGCAAGCAAGUAGUGUUCACCUUAGUCCUAAACUAAACAAUGCACAGGACUAAGGUAUACUUGCUGGUUGGUUAGUAAAAUAAUGUCAUGGUCUUAAUAACUCUUUGAAGGUCCAUAGGUCUCGAGCCCAACACAAAAACAAUAAUGUAAACACCAUAAAUUCUUUAAUAAAUAUGAAAGUAGCA